Messenger RNA from Myotis brandtii (Brandt's bat), 3519 nucleotides. It is a transcript of the gene XPC, whose product is annotated as xeroderma pigmentosum, complementation group C. The record is from RefSeq and is a predicted model, not a curated record. The coding region runs from base 89 to 2899 and encodes 936 amino acids. Gene Ontology annotation, molecular function: damaged DNA binding; single-stranded DNA binding. Gene Ontology annotation, biological process: mismatch repair; nucleotide-excision repair. The transcript has 16 exons. Gene Ontology annotation, cellular component: XPC complex; cytoplasm; nucleotide-excision repair factor 2 complex. NCBI's taxonomy places the organism in Eukaryota, Metazoa, Chordata, Mammalia, Chiroptera, Vespertilionidae.
CCUCUUCCCGCCUGGGGGCGUGGCCCGAGCUCGUGCUGCGGUCCGCGCCGUGGUGCGUCACUCGCGAGGCGAGUCUGGCCCGAGCGAGAUGGCUCGGAAGCGGGCGGCUGGUCGGGGUCCUCGGGGACGCGAGCCACGCGGCCAGAAAGCCAAGGGCGAGGAGAAGGAGGCAGAUGUCUUUGAAGAUGAGAAACCCCCAAAGAAGAGUCUGCUCUCAAAAGUCUCACAAGGAAAGAGGAAGAGGGGUUGCCAUGAUCCUGGGGGCUCACCAGAUGGUCCAGUGAAAAAGAAGGUGGCCAAGGUGACUGUUAAAUCUGAAAACCUCAAGGUUAAAAAGGAUGAAGUCUUCAGUGAUGGGGAAGAUUUCAGAGACUUUACAAGUGCCUGCAAGAAGGCAUACCAUCCAAAGAGAGAGUUUGCUGUGGACAAAGACAGCCAUGAAGGAGACGACGAUGAGGAGGAAAGUGAAGAUGAUUGGGAAGAGGUAGAAGAACUCAGUGAGCUCGUGCCAGAUGAUGGGGCAGAAAAUGCAACCUUCUCUCAAUCUGUUCUACCUGUGAAGCCAGUGGAGAUAGAGAUUGAAACACCGGAGCAGGCAAAAGCAAGACAAAGAAGUGAAAAAAUACAAAUGGAGUUUGAGACCGCUCUUCGGAGACUGAUGAAGCGUUUCAAUAAAGAAGUCCAUGAGGACACACACAAGGUUCACCUUCUGUGCCUGUUAGCAAAUGGCUUCUAUAGAAAUAGCAUCUGCAACCAGCUCGAUCUUCAGGCUAUUAGCCUCUCCAUCAUCCCAAUUCGCUUUACCAAAGUGCCUCCCCAAGACGUGGACAUCUCCUACCUGUCAAACCUGGUGAAAUGGUUCAUUGGAACAUUUACAGUUAACUCUGACCUUUCAAUCAGCGAGCAUGACAGCCUACAAACUACGUUGGAAAGGAGAUUUGCGAUUUACUCUGCCCGAGAUGAUGAAGAAUUGGUCCAUAUAUUUUUACUGAUGCUCCGGGCUCUGCAGCUCCCAACCCGACUGGUAUUGUCUCUACAGCCAGUUCCUCUGAAGUUAUCAGUAGCCAAGGGAAAGAAGCCUAAAGAGAGUUCCACAGAGAGUCCUGAGGGCUCCUCAGAAACUUCCAGCCAAGUCUCAGAAAAUCAAACCAAACCAAAGACCAGCAGAGGAACCAGAAAAGAGGGCACUUCUUCUAAAGGCACCACCAGUCCAAGUGCCAAAGGGAAGAGGAGUAAGGCAGCUGCCGUGGGGAAGAAACGGAGAGAGCCCUCCUCCAGUGAGGAAGAAGAGGGCAAGGCGGGAGAGCAGGGAGAAACCCAGAGACAAUUGCGUGGCCGGGAGCGACGGGUGGCCUCCAGAGUGUCUUAUAAAGAGGAGAGUGGGAGUGACGAGACCAACAGUGGCUCUGACUUCGAGCUCUCCAGUGGGGAAGCCCAUCAUCCAUCUGAUGAGGAUUCUGAGCCUGGUCCUUCGAGACAGAGGAGGGCCCCGGCCCCUCAGAGGACAAAGGCAGGGUCCAAAAGUGACUCCAGGACCCGACGUGGAAGCCACUCUAAGCAUCCCGACUCUCCAGCAGCAUCCACAAGCUCUUCAAGCAGUAAGAAUAAGAGAGGCAAGAAAAUGUCCAGUGAUGGUGAGAGGACAGAAAAAGGGAAAACAGCUGGUGUGGACCAGUGGCUAGAGGUGUUCUGUGAGCGGGAGGAAAAAUGGGUGUGUGUGGACUGUGUGCAUGGUGUGGUGGGCCAGGCUGUGACAUGUUACAGAUACGCCACCAAGCCCAUGGCCUACGUUGUGGGCUUUGACAAUGAUGGUUGGGUCCGGGAUGUCACCCAGAGGUAUGACCCAGCCUGGAUGACAGCGACCCGCAAGUGCCGGGUUGAUGCCAAGUGGUGGGCUGAAACCCUGAGACCCUACCAGAGCCCAUUGGUGGAAAGGGAAAAGAAAGAAGACUUGGAGUUUCAGGCAAAGCACCUGGACCAGCCUUUGCCCACUGUCAUUGGCACAUAUAAGAACCACCCUCUGUACGCCCUGAAGAGGCAUCUCCUGAAAUAUGAGGCCAUCUAUCCCGAGACAGCCGCCAUCAUUGGCUAUUGUCGUGGAGAAGCUGUCUACUCCAGGGAUUGUGUGCAAACCCUGCACUCCAGGGACACAUGGCUGAAACAAGGAAGAGUGGUGAGGCUUGGAGAAGUGCCCUACAAGAUGGUGAAAGGCUAUUCCAACCGGGCCCGGAGAGCCCGCCUUGCUGAGCCCCAGCUGCAGGACCAAAAUGACCUGGGCCUGUUUGGCAAGUGGCAGACAGAGGAAUACCAGCCACCCGUGGCUGUGGACGGCAAGGUCCCCCGGAAUGAAUUUGGGAACGUGUACCUCUUCCUGCCCAGCAUGAUGCCUGUUGGCUGUGUUCAACUGAAUCUGCCCAACCUGAACCGCGUGGCUCGUAAGCUGGGCAUCGACUGUGUCCCGGCCGUCACCGGCUUUGAUUUCCAUAAAGGAUACUCCCAUCCCAUAACUGAUGGGUACAUAGUCUGCGAGGAAUACAAAGACGUGCUCCUGGCCGCCUGGGAAAAUGAGCAGGCACUCAUUGAAAAGAAGGAGAAGGAGAAAAGGGAGAAGCGGGCGCUCGAGAACUGGAAGCUGCUGGCUAAGGGACUGCUCAUCAGGGAGAGGUUGAAGCUUCGCUAUGGGGCCAAGAGUGGAGCAGAAACUCCCCACCCAGCAGGAGGUGGGCUCUCUUCUGAUGAAGAGGAAGGAACCAGCUCGCAAGCAGAAGCGGCCAAGAUCCUGGCUGCUUCCUGGCCCCAGAACCGAGAAGCUAAAGAAGAGCAGAAGCCAAGGUGCCCUAAGAAAACCAAAAGGGAAAAGGCGGAGGCUUCCCACCUGUUCCCAUUUGAGAGGUUAUGAUGUGAGUGGCCAUCUCAUGAUAGGAUUGAGGCCAUGGUGUCUCCACGGAGAAGGCAGACAAGGAUGCGGGGACAGCAGGGUCAAAUUGAGGUGGUGCUGCAGGUCUAGUGUGGCCCCAGUCCUUGUCAGAGCCACUCAGCAUAGGGCCUUCAAAGUCUCUUGCUCCCACACCCUAUGUCUUGAGCUAUGGAACCCUUCCCUGGAGACCCUCCUGCACUUAGACCUGCUGCUUCCCCUUUUGAAACAUGAGUCCGUUUUUUAUAGAAACCCCUGGGAAAUUUUCGGAUAAUCGUACAUUAGGAAUGCACCAGUCCUUUCUUCCAGAUUCUUCAUCUGUCAGACACUGGUGCUCUCGCAUCUCUUGCAGACUUCAGACCCUCUCUCUGCAGGCCACUCAUUUUCCCUCAAUCAGGUUUACUAAUACUGCCUAAUGCUGCCUCUUUAGUAUGGGGAGCACAGGUCAACUCGGAUUCUGGUAUUGUUGGGAUCCACUUUUCAAAGUUACAUUUCAUGAUGGCAGAAGACUAAAGUCAUUACUGGAUAAAUUUUAUAAAGCUCUAUGGCACUGUAGGUAUUUAGAAUAACAUUUUGAGAAAAAAUAAAGCAUUUAUCUAAAAAGA